AUGAUCCUCGAGGGACGGUUUCGCCUUCACCCAUAGCAACAUCGUAAACAACCUGAACCCCCGUUACACAGACAGCCGCUCUCACCACUGCAGAAUGACUGAGCCUGCCCCACCCACCAUUGACAGAGCGCCUAAACCGGGCCCACCACCCUACGCGCCACACUCGGGCACCGUCAACCCUCAGGCCCCGACCCCCCAGGAGUACCAGGGACCAGGGGUAGUCCCAUACCAACCCGAUAACUACAACCCCCCUUACCAGCAGCCCGUCAUGCAACAGCCUAUGCCCAUGCAGACGAUGCAGUCGCACAACACCACGGUGGUGGUGGCGGGGCUAGGAGGGGGCGGGCCAGUGUACGUUCCCCCCCGGGGAUGGAGCACGGGGCUGUGUGGGUGCUUUGAAGACGUUAUGGGAUGUCUGUGUGUGAUGUUCUGUCAAGAGUGUUACGGGUGCCACCUGGCGUCGAAGGCUGGGGAAACGUGUUGUCUCCCCUGCUGUGUGCCGGGCUGGCUCAUAUCACUCCGCGCCCACAUCAGAGGAAAGCACAACAUCCAGGGCUCCAUCUGCGACGACUGCUGCAUGGUGGUCUGCUGUUACCAAUGCACGAUGUGCCAGCUGUCCCGGGAGAUCAACAACAUCAACAACGGCAGGGCAGCCAGAUAGAUAGAUACACCAUGGAGAGAUAGCUAGAUACACCAUGGAGAGAUAACUAGAUACACCAUGGAUACACCAUCCUGCGACUAUAAGUUCUCAUGACCGAUAUUGAGAAUGAAAUCAUUUUUUCCGAAAAGGAAAUUUCAGCUCGUUCCAAGCAUUUGAAGGAACAGCAGAUAAAUAAAUAAUGUGGUAUAUCAACCUUCGUAUUGGGUGUGCAAACAUUAAAUAUUGGUUGUGUCAGCGAUACAUGUUGGAUGUGUAAACGUUAUUUUUUUAAUCACAUGCCAUGGUCGACGUGAAGUGUGAUCUACGUCAUGUGUGGUCUACCUAAUGUGUGGUCUACGUCAUGUGUGAUCUACGUAAUGUGUGGUCUACGUGAUGUACGGUCUAACGUCAUGUGUGGUCUACGUCAUGUGUGAUCUACGUCAUGUGUGAUCUACGUCAUGUGUGGUCUACUUAAUGUGUGGUCUACGUAAGAUUUCGUAACUUAACAUUCCAGAUCAAGUUAACUGAAAAACGAAACGAAAAACGAAAUCGGCCUAUAUCCUCUUGAUUUAUCCUGUUGAUAUUAUCAACUUCUCAAGAUAACACGAGGAGGUGUUUCGCUGAUAUGGCCUAGUUGUGUACCUGCGCACAGUGUACCGUAAUGCAGCGUUUAGUGUGUUAACAUUUAAUGUGUAUUCUCACCUUUUCGUGAACACCUGGUAUCAUUCCUAUCUGAUAGUGAUAGUGAUUUAUAACACAUACUCAUGAUGUAGUCGGAAUCGUACAAUCGACUCUGCUUUAUGCUGAGAUUUCUAUUGGAUAUGGAAAGGGUGAUUUAUUAUCAUAGUCGGAAUAGAACAAUGGACUCUGCUUUUUGCAGACAUUUUUCGGAUUAGGGAAAGGUUUUUGUUUGUUAUAUUGGAACAGUUUUUUAGCUUUUAACUCCUCCACCUUUGUUUGAGACUUAUCUAAUCUCAUAGUUACAUGUUAUAUGUCCAGGGAUGUGUUUGUUCCCAUGACUUCAGAACGUCAGUGAUAUGUGUUCCAUUCCUCCACAUUCAGAACUUUCUUAAAGAAAAGAUAAGCCGCGGCUCUGGUGAAGUAUUUCAUUUCAAACCUGUAUUGUAAAGUUCUGUCAGCAUCAAGAAUGUAUUUGCAGACAUCAUGCAAAUGAAAUUUGUUCUUUCGAUGAGGAUCGGAAUAUCAAGGAUGUUUCUUUAAUCAGCACUUCAAAGUGAAAUCCAGUGAAGUCGUUGCACAAACGGAAUGUAGAAUAAGUGUAUUUGAGUCACCAAUUUUAAAAUCAAUGUGUGCUUAUGAAAUUCAUUUUGAUGCCUAUUAGGGGUGUUAUAGUUGUUAAAGAGGUCAAUACCCAUUAAAUUCUAUGUCACAACCUCAAGUUUCAAAUUAAACAAUUGUAUGUAUAAGUAUACAAUACUGUUGACGUGAAUAUGGUAAAUGUGGGAUUUGAAGCAAAGGCUCUCUGAAGGUUACGGAAGCCUUUUAUACGGAAGCUUUUUUGGGCCAUUUUGUUCUGGAAAUUUCAAAAUGUCAUGUUCAAGUUUCAAGAUACAUACUAAGUUGAAAUUUCAAGAUAAUAAGUUAAUAUAUUGAAAUUUCAACUUAGCAUUUUGAAAAUUCAAGUUAGUAUCUUGUAAUUUCAGCUUACAUGUAUGUAUCUUGAAAUUUCAACUAAGUAUCUUGAGAUUUCACAAAAGAAUAUAAAAACAAAUGGCCCUAAAAGGCUUCAGUAGAAGGUAGACUGGGCGGUUGUAUUUGUAAGAAAUAAGUACAUGUACCUGCUUUUAUUAUGCACAUAGCUUUCAAACAUAUUACUAGGACACUAAUAUGAUUUAAAUGGAAUACUAACACACAUGAAAACAGUUUUCCUUCUUGACCUUAUUCAUAAACAUUUUUCAAAGGAAAAAGCGACAUAAGUGUCAUGUCUUCUAUUGUAGUAAAACAUAUCCUGCUAAGAAUAACAUCAUACUAUAUGGUUUUUUAAACUUAUGUUUUUGUAUGCACCAGCCUCAGAAACAAACUGUGCAUUUACUGUACUGGGGGCUAUCUCACUGUUUUAAUGCAUUUGGGGAAACGCAUGGAAGAUAUCGAACCACAUAUAUUGUGACAAGGUCACACUUCAGUAAGCGUUAAAACAUAGAAUGAGUUUCUACCCCAGUAAAAUGUUUAUCCAGCGUCCAGAUAAGUUAAUGUACCGUCAGGUGUGGUUAGGGAAAUAUCCCUUUACGUUUUUUCAAUUGUCUUGCAAAUGUAUUACAACAGUUGGAAUAAUAAACAAAACAAAUGUU
This is a messenger RNA of Haliotis rufescens (red abalone), 2949 nucleotides long. RefSeq names its product placenta-specific gene 8 protein-like. The record is from RefSeq and is a predicted model, not a curated record. Bases 95 to 661 code for a protein of 188 amino acids. NCBI's taxonomy places the organism in Eukaryota, Metazoa, Mollusca, Gastropoda, Lepetellida, Haliotidae. The transcript has 5 exons.